Molecule: messenger RNA, 2000 nt
Organism: Owenia fusiformis
Lineage: Eukaryota; Metazoa; Annelida; Polychaeta; Sabellida; Oweniidae
Source: the annotation of a GenBank genome assembly
UGGAAGCCCGAAGUGAAAAACUCCUUACACAGUUACAAUUUUCAUUGUCACGUUCAACUGUCAAUUGCAAAGACUGUAACGGAUCCUGUGAUUAUUUUUAUUUCGCUGCCAUUUUAAAAAGCCCGCAAGAGGAUGUGACGUCAGGAGAAAUGAGAACGAGAUUUUGUCAACUUCCGAAUCUUCACUACAGUUUGUUGAUUCAAGAUGGUGGAUUAUCAGCCUGUCCCGUCACACUAUCAACUUCUUACAGUUAUAGGUAAAGGUUGUGAAGAAGCAGCAUCUAUCUCUUUAGCGAAGCACCUACCUUCUGGCACGGUGGUUAGCAUUAAACGCAUCAAUCUGGAGAUGAUAGAGAAUGACUUUAAUAUAGUCAAGACAGAGAUCUUGAUGACAAGACAGCUACAACAGGAUAACCUAUUGACAUAUUACUGUACAUUUGUGCAUGGGAGAUAUAUCUGGUGUGUCAUGCCUCUCAUGGAGUAUGGCUCAUGUAAGGAUCUUAUCCAUGCUCACUUCACAGAGGGACUACCAGAACUAGCCAUCGCUUAUAUUCUACGAGAUGUUCUAAUGGCAUUAGACUAUCUUCACACCAGGGGCAUCAUUCAUAGGAGUGUGAAAGCAAGUCACAUUCUCCUAUCAGAGGAUGGUAGGGCAUAUUUAGGAGGUCUACAUUACUCACACGACAUGGUGUUCAAUGGGCAACGUGCUAGGAAGGUCCAUCAUUUUCCUGUGAGGGCCGCUGCUAGUCUCAACUGGCAUAGUCCAGAGUUGCUCGAACAGAAUAUGAAUGGCUAUGACACAAAGUCAGACAUCUACAGUCUUGGAAUCACUGCUUGUGAACUAGCUAAUGGUGCUACUCCCUUCCAAGAUCUACCCCCUAUGCAGAUGCUGCUAGAGAAGUUGAGUGGGACAGUUCCCAGACUACUAGAUGCUAAUACAUUACCAGAGACACUAGAUAUGGAGCAGGAACAAGGUGAGCUCCACAAUGACACGGCAUUAUUCCAGAGAUCUUUCACUCCACACUUUCAUAACUUUGUACAUCUGUGUCUCCAGGCAGACCCGUUUCAAAGACCAAAUGCAGCACAGCUACUGAACCAUCCAUAUUUGAAGAGAGCUAAGAGGAAAUCAUCUGCUGACAAUCUCCCUACUCUACUACAACCUGUUAAACCUCUCUCCCCAGAAGCAAUACUACCUAGAGAUACUUGUGAUGUGGAAGAUUUAGCUGAAAAAAUGUCUGAAGUUGAGGUCGAAGAAGCGUCUUGGAUUUUUUGACUGGUGGAAUUACAUUUUGAUGAAGACAGGAAUGCAUUUAUUAGGUGAAGUAGUAUGUAGCAGCAGUCUAAAAGUAUAGGAACUUGAACACAGAUUGAACAAUAGAACCAUGUGGACAAUAUUGGAACCAUGAUAUUUAAGUAUCUUAUCACAUCAAAGAAGAAUUCCUUCAGAUAACAAUUAAAUUGUUACUUUGUGUGGUAUAUGAAUAGUUCUACUACUUUAUGUGGUGUGUGAAAAUUUUACCUUUUAUGGUAACAUAUUAGGAUAGUUCUGCAAACUUAAAAGUUGUACAGACAAAUAGAUAGUCCUCAUUAUAUGACAUGAAUAAUUGUCUUACCUUAUAUAGACUUGAGACUUCUACUUCCUUAUAGAGAUAUAUAUAGAGACAUCUUCUACCUUGUAAGGUAUACAGAUCUACUACUCUAAAUACAUAGAUACUAGUUAUCCUUGUAUGAUAUGACAUCUAUAGUUCUGCUACCUUUUAUGGAAUAUGGAGAGGUCUGCUAACUUAUAUGGCAAUAUAGUGAAUGCUGAACCUCUAAUGCCAAAUGUUGAUAUAUGGAAUAUAGAAAUAAUGUUUAUAUUUUCAAAAAUUUUGUUUAUUUUAUAUUAUCAAAAUUAAAACAAAAUACUGUAGAUAUAAUUGUUUAAAUCAUAGAGAGAAUUUCUGAAACUUAUGUUUUGGGCAUGGUGCACAAGAAAGUGAGGAAUGUCUUGACAUACCA